Messenger RNA from Dictyostelium purpureum, 855 nucleotides. RefSeq lists its product as uncharacterized. NCBI's taxonomy places the organism in Eukaryota, Evosea, Eumycetozoa, Dictyosteliales, Dictyosteliaceae. The transcript is spliced from 2 exons. Bases 1 to 855 code for a protein of 284 amino acids. The record is from RefSeq and is a predicted model, not a curated record.
AUGUUUUAUAUAAUUUUAUCUCUUUUUGUUUUAUUUGUUUCAUGUUAUGGUGCAGAGUCCUCUGCUACCAUUAACAAUUACUAUUACAAGUUGUCAUAUAGAAACAUUCAAUGUAUCACCGUCCCAUGUCCACAAUAUGAAGUUCAAAAAAUAAAUACCAAUAAUGGUGCAAUAGUUGUUGAAAAUAUAGUUUUCCCAAAUGGUUUAGAACAAAAUUUCUUAACUUUAUCAGAAGCUGAUACUGUUAUUUUCUAUGGUUCUUUAAUUGCAAAUAGAAAUGGAUAUAACAUGAAUGAUUUUAAAGUUGUCAAAGCUUAUAAACGUUUACCACAACCAAAUGUAUCCACUUCAACUGACAAGUAUUAUAUGAUUGGUGAUAAUGGAGUUAGAUGUAUCACCACACCAUGUUUUUCAAUAGAUGCAGCUUUAUUGAAUACUGCCACUUCAACAGCAGUUCAAGAUAUAUAUGAACCUUAUUCUACCAAUGUUAAUCUUUUUGAUGGUAGUUGGUUAUCAGCUAAACUAUUCAAUGAUGAAACACAAAGAUAUAUUGGUUUGGGUUCAAUCGACUCUACUGGAAAAAUUGUUCUUUCAUCAGUUUAUGUUCGUUUACCAGAUCCAUCGAAACCAUGCCCAUCCUUUCCUCUUCUUAAAUGUGCUGAUGGUUUUACUACUGUCUAUGAAAGGGACUUAAACAGAUGUCUUACCAACCCAACCUGUACCACCCAAUCCGGUGCAUGUGCUUUAUAUGUUCCAACAUGUCCAACUGGCUACAGAUUAGCAUCAUAUCCAGGUGGUAACUUUGGAUGUCCAGUUUACAAUUGUGACUCUAUUUAUAUCUCUGAAACAUAUUAA